CACGUGACCCACCGGGUCACAUGGCUCGCGGAACAACAUGGCUGCGCCCGCACUAGGGCUGGUUUGUGGACGCUACCCUGAGUCGGGUCGCGUCCUCUUGCUGCUGCUGCUCUCGCUGCUGUGUGGAGCGGCAGGGAGCGAGGAGGCCGGGACCAGUGCGGUCGCGGGGUCCCUUGCGGGUUCUUGCGGCUGCGGCACGCCCCAGCGGCCUGGCGUCCAUGGCAGUUCGGGAGCCGCUCACCGAUACUCGCGGGAGGCUAACGCUCCGGGCUCCGUACCCGGAGAGCGGCCGCUCGCGCACUCAAAGAUGGUCCCCAUCCCUGCCGGAGUAUUUACAAUGGGCACAGAUGAUCCUCAGAUAAAGCAGGAUGGGGAAGCACCUGCGAGGAGAGUUACUAUUGAUGCCUUUUACAUGGAUGCCUAUGAAGUCAGUAAUGCUGAAUUUGAGAAGUUUGUGAACUCAACUGGCUAUUUGACAGAGGCUGAGAAGUUUGGCGACUCCUUUGUCUUUGAAGGCAUGUUGAGUGAGCAAGUGAAGACCAAUAUUCAACAGGCAGUUGCAGCUGCUCCCUGGUGGUUACCUGUGAAAGGCGCUAACUGGAGACACCCAGAAGGGCCUGACUCUACUAUUCGGCACAGGCCGGAUCAUCCAGUUCUCCAUGUCUCCUGGAAUGAUGCGGUUGCCUACUGCACGUGGGCAGGGAAGCGGCUGCCCACGGAAGCCGAGUGGGAAUACAGCUGUCGGGGAGGCCUGCACAAUAGACUUUUCCCCUGGGGCAACAAACUGCAGCCCAAAGGCCAGCAUUAUGCCAACAUUUGGCAGGGCGAGUUUCCGGUGACCAACACUGGCGAGGACGGCUUCCAAGGAACUGCGCCCGUUGAUGCCUUCCCUCCCAAUGGUUAUGGCUUAUACAACAUAGUGGGGAACGCGUGGGAAUGGACUUCAGACUGGUGGACCGUUCAUCAUUCUGUUGAAGAAACGCUUAACCCGAAAGGUCCCCCUUCUGGGAAAGACCGGGUGAAGAAAGGUGGAUCCUACAUGUGCCAUAGGUCCUAUUGUUACAGGUAUCGCUGUGCUGCUCGUAGCCAGAACACACCUGAUAGCUCUGCUUCGAAUCUGGGAUUCCGCUGUGCGGCCGACCGCCUGCCCACCAUGGACUGACAACCGAGAAGAAUUUUCCCAAUCCAAGAAGGAGUCGUGUCUGACCUACACUGGGCUUCCCUCAGAACUCUGAAUGAUCUCAUGCCAAGAAUUCCCACCCUGAGGUGGGUUACAUACCUGCCCAACGGCCAAAGGAACUGCCUUGUGAGACCAAAUCGCUGACCUGGGUCAGUGCAUGUGCUUUAUUGUGUGGUGCAUCUUUGAAGAUCAUCGCCAUAUUUUACUUUUGAGAGUCUUUAAAGAAGAAGGGGAGUGGAGGGAACCCUGACCUAGGCUUCAGGAGGCCCGCAUCCUACACAGGCUCUGCCACAGGAGUUAGACCCCAGGUCUGACACUUGGCCUUCCUGGGCCUCAAGUUCCCUCCCCUAUCAAAUGAGGGGAUGGACAGCAUGACCUCUGGGUUUCUCUCCAACUCAUCAGUUCUAAAGAGGAUAUCAGAUUCUAUUGUGACUUCAUAGUGAGAAUUUAUGAUAGAUUAUUUUUUAGCUAUUUUUUCCAUGUGUGAACCUUGAGUGAUACUAAUCAUGUAAAGUAAGAGUUCUCUUAUGUAUUAUUUUCAGAAAAGGGAUGGUGGUGACUCCUUUAUAUUCAUACUGCACUUUGUUUUUCCAAGGAAAUCAAUGUCUUUUACAUCGUUAUGAUGAAUCCCACAUGGGCCAGUGAUGGUAUGCUGAAGUUCAGCCAUUGAACACACAGGAAUGUCUGUGGGGUGACUCUACUGUGCUUUAUCUUUUAACAUUAAGUGCCUUUGGUUCAGAGGGGCAGUCAUAAGCUCUGUUUGCCCCUCUCCCCAAAGCCUUCAGUGAAUGUGAAAUGUGUGCUAAAUGGGGAAACCUGUUUAAUUCUAGGUAUAGGGUGAAAGGAAUGAGGACCUUGAAUUAGCUAUAUUCAGGGUAUCCGGUAUUUUGUAAUAGGGAAUAGGAAACCUUGUUGGCUAUGGAAUAUCAGAUGCUUUGAAUCAUGCACUAUGUCGAAUAAACUUAUCUGCUAAAUCAGG
This is a messenger RNA of Mandrillus leucophaeus (drill), 2159 nucleotides long. It is a transcript of the gene SUMF1, whose product is annotated as sulfatase modifying factor 1. NCBI's taxonomy places the organism in Eukaryota, Metazoa, Chordata, Mammalia, Primates, Cercopithecidae. The record is from RefSeq and is a predicted model, not a curated record. The coding region runs from base 38 to 1162 and encodes 374 amino acids. Gene Ontology annotation, cellular component: endoplasmic reticulum. The transcript has 9 exons.